Molecule: messenger RNA, 2047 nt
Organism: Cryphonectria parasitica EP155
Lineage: Eukaryota; Fungi; Ascomycota; Sordariomycetes; Diaporthales; Cryphonectriaceae
Gene: GEL1
Product: family 72 glycoside hydrolase
Exons: 2
Coding region: 317-1675 (452 amino acids)
Biological process (GO): fungal-type cell wall (1->3)-beta-D-glucan biosynthetic process
Cellular component (GO): fungal-type cell wall; cytoplasm
Molecular function (GO): 1,3-beta-glucanosyltransferase activity
Source: RefSeq, a predicted model, not a curated record
UUUUCUCUCCCCUUCCCUACCUCUCAAACCGAUCGCUACUCCUGUCGACCUUCCAACUCUUCUUUUGCCUUCCCGACUCAUUCGUUCUGUCGGCUUCCUCAUUUUCCUCCUUACUUACGUUUUUGUAAUCCAACGCGUAGCUCAUUCUGAUAUUGCCCAAUCGUCUUCCGCCUGUUUUAGCCUUCUUCACAAAAGGAAGACACGCCGAAACGUGGACCAAUUCUUGGCCAGAGGUGACGAUUUAUCAACUUGAGCCUUCACUCUUCCUUCUUCUUCACCAUCACUUGCUUCGUAGACAAGGAGUCCAACCACCAUCAUGAAGACCUCUGCCCUUGCUUUGGGCCUCUUGGCCGCCGUGGCCCACGCCGAUCCCACCCCUACCGAGGAGCAACCUCCCAGCAAGCGAUCUGACGUCCCCUCCGUCACGGCUUCUGGCAAUGCAUUCUGGCUCGGCAGUGAUCGGUUCUAUAUCCGAGGCGUCGACUACCAGCCUGGUGGCUCGUCUGCCAUGACGGAUCCCCUCGCGGACGAGACCGGCUGCAAGCGUGAUAUCGCUGAGUUCACAAAGCUGGGCGUCAACACUGUCCGUGUCUACAUGGUCGACAACUCGGUCAAUCACGACACGUGCAUGAACGCCCUGGCUGCUGCCAACAUUUACCUGAUCCUUGACGUCAACAAUCCUCUCUAUUCUAUCAACCGUGCCUCGCCCAAGGCUUCCUAUAAUGACGUCUACCUGCAGAGCGUCUUUGCCACCAUCGACGCCUUUGUCAACUAUCCCAAUACCCUUGCCUUCUUCUCGGGCAAUGAGGUUGUUAACGACGAGGCUAACACAACCCUGGCUGCCCCUUAUGUCAAGGCCACGACCCGUGACAUGCGCCAGUACAUCAAGGAGCGUGGAUACCGUGCUGUCCCCGUUGGCUACUCCGCGGCCGAUGUCUCGCAGAACCGGUACCAGCUUGCCGAGUACUUCAACUGUGGCACUGACGACGAGCGCAGCGACUUCUUUGCAUUCAACGACUACUCCUGGUGCAACACGGACUUUGUCACAUCGGGCUGGGACCAGAAGGUGCAGAACUUCACCGGCUACGGCCUUCCCCUCUUCCUGUCCGAGUACGGCUGCACCACCAAUGGCCGCAGCUUCGGCGAGGUUGCCGCCCUCAUGAGCACGAACAUGACCGGGGUCUACUCUGGCGGCAUCGUGUACGAGUAUUCGGAGGAGUCAGACAACGCUGGCUACGGCCUGGUCUCGAUCUCGGGCUCGACGGUCUCUCAGAUGUCCGACUUCACCGCCUACUCCACCGCCCUGUCCAAAAACCCCGAGCCCACAGGCGAUGGCGGUUUCACCUCCACAACCAACACCCAGGCCUGCCCGACUGUCGACAGCAACUGGCUUGUCAGCGACACUCUCCUGCCCGCAAUCCCCUCGGCUGCCGAGAAGUACAUGACAGAGGGCGCUGGCAAGGGCCCCGGCCUGACGGGCGACGGAUCCCAGAACGCUGGAGGCACAUCUACCGGCGAUGCCUCCCCCGGUUCCGGGUCGGCCACCACCACCGCAACUCCCAGCUCGACCGGCAAGAAGAAUGUCGGCUCCAGACCCGCCCCGCUGGACAAGUACGGCUUCCUGGUGACAGGAGUCGUCUUCUUCGCCACUCUCGCCGGCACUAUGCUGCUGUAAAACGGGGAUUUUGUUGGUUGCGAGGCCGGAAGGUCGAAGAAGGUGAUGAAAAGAAGACGACGUCGAGUGUCAUUUCAGAUCUUUGGUGGGGGGCAUGACAUCAUAUCUCUUGACUGCUCCUGGUGGCGGCAUUUCUAUUGCAUGGAUAGACGGACAGACGGACGGACGGACGGACGACGUGAGAGGAGAACCGCCUCUCAAAACGAACGAGGUGGUCGAUCCGAUCUCUCCCCCCACCGAGUCUCAAGACGUCGAAAGGGAUGGGUUUUCAGUACAUUCAUGGACAUACAGUAGACGAGAAUAAUGGCGGUUGAGCGGGCAUCGCUAGGCAAUCAGGAAGAAUGGAGUAUUCUUUCAAAGUGUUUUGAAAGG